AUGAAGCUCCUGCGUCAAUUGGGGGCGACCGCCAUCGCGGCGUCGCUGUGCGUGCAACAAUGCGCGGCGCAAAUGGCCGAGGCGCCGUAUACGGACGCCAAGACGGGCAUCAAGUUCAACACAUGGUCAACAACCAAUGGGUCGGACCCCGAGGCUGCCAGCGUGGCUCCCUUCACCUUUGGUCUGUCGUUACCUGGCGAUGCGUUGACCAAGGACGCUACCGAGUACAUCGGUAUCCUACGUUGCCAAAUCGCCGACAGCGCCACCCCUGGCUGGUGCGGUCUUUCCCAUGGCCAGUCUGGCCAGAUGACCCAGGCUCUGCUUCUCAUGGCAUGGCAGCACAGCGGGAAGAUCUACACUUCGUUCCGCUUCACCUCUGGAUAUAGCAUUCCUGGUGUCUACUCUGGCAACGCCACUCUGACCCAAAUCUCGUCGACCAUCACACCCAACGAGUUCGAGCUGAUCUACCGUUGCCAGGGAUGCUUCUCCUGGCAGCAGGGCUCCACCAAGGGCGGUGUCUCUACCACUGAUGGGAACCUGAUUCUUGGCCGAGCUGCCGCAAAAUCGGGCUUGCACAACCCAACCUGCCCCGACAAGGCCUUCUUCGGGUUUCACAACAAUGGCUAUGGCCAAUGGGGAGCCUCGCUCGAGAACACGACCAAUGCGGCAUACUCUACGUGGGCCGCCUUGGCCACGGCGACGCCCACUACUGACUGCACGACCCUCGAGCCCCCUCCGCCAGCCCAGACCACGCAGCCUGAAGCACCAACGUGCGUCGCGGCCCCGGCCAAGACCUAUGACUACAUUGUGGUCGGCGGUGGUGCCGGAGGCAUUCCCCUUGCGGAUAAGCUGAGCCAGGCUGGCAAGACUGUUCUGCUUAUCGAGAAGGGGCCUCCUUCAUCGGGACGAUGGAACGGAACCAUGAAGCCUGGCUGGCUCACCGGCACCAAUCUCACCCGCUUUGAUGUCCCGGGCUUGUGCAACGAGAUCUGGGUUGACUCGGCUGGAAUUGCUUGCACCGAUACCGACCAGAUGGCGGGCUGUGUCCUGGGAGGCGGCACAGCCGUGAACGCGGGUCUCUGGUGGAAGCCGAACCCGAGAGACUGGGACUACAACUUCCCUGCAGGCUGGAAAUCUAGCGACCUGGCCGGUGCCACAAAGCGUGUGUUCGACAGGAUUCCAGGCACCUGGCAUCCGUCGCAAGAUGGCAAGCUGUACAGACAGGAGGGGUUCAAUACCCUGGUCAGUGGACUCAACAAGACCGGGUGGACCGAAGUCAUCCCCAACGACUCGCCCAAUCUCAAGAACCACACAUACGGCCAUACGACGUUCAUGUUCUCCAACGGAGAAAGAGGUGGUCCAUUGGCUACCUAUCUCGUUUCGGCUUAUGCGCGCGAGAACUUCAACUUGUGGACUGGCUCUGCCGUGAGACGGGCUGUGCGAACCGGCAGCCGUGUUACCGGCGUCGAGCUGGAAUGCUUGAGCGACGGUGGCUAUAGCGGCAUUGUGAAUGUUUCCGCAAACGGAGGAGUCAUCUUCUCUGCGGGUACAUUCGGCUCUGCCAAGCUUCUGCUUCGGAGCGGCAUCGGACCUGCGGACCAGCUGGAGGUGGUUGCCGGCUCAGCCGACGCGGAGACGUUCAUCGCCAAGGACCAGUGGAUUGACCUGCCUGUUGGCUACAAUCUUAUUGAUCAUCUCGACACUGAUCUUAUCAUCACUCAUCCCGAUGUCGUCUUUUAUGACUUUUAUGAGGCUUGGAAUACGCCAAUCGAGACCGACAAGGUCGAUUAUCUCUCCAACCGCACUGGUAUCCUCACCCAGUCUGCGCCAAACAUUGGCCCGAUGAUCUGGGAUGAAAUCAAGGGCUCGGAUGGAAUUGUUCGCCAGCUCCAAUGGACAGCACGUGUCGAGGGCAAUGACCAAAUAACCACUUCAAAGAACGCAAUGACUCUCAGCCAGUAUCUUGGAGUGGGUGUUGUCUCAAGAGGCCGCAUGAGCAUCACAGCCGAUCUCGAUACCAACGUUUUGUUGCAUCCGUACCUACAUGAUGCGUUUGACAAGGAGGCAGUCAUCAUUGGCAUCAAGAACCUUAUGGCUGGCCUGAGCAUCAUUCCUAACCUGACAUGGGUCUUGCCACCUGCCAACACGACGGUUGAGGCGUGGGUCGACAGUCUCAUCGUGUCACCAUCUAGCCGCCGUUCGAACCACUGGAUGGGCACUGCGAAGUUGGGCUAUGACGACGGCCGCACCGGCGGCAGUGCCGUGGUGGAUGUCAACACCAAGGUCUAUGGAACCGACAAUCUCUUUGUUGUCGACGCAUCCAUAUUCCCUGGCAUUUCAACAGGCAACCCGUCAGCCAUGAUUGUCAUAGCAGCGGAACAAGCAUCGCAGCGCAUCUUAGCUCUAAGUAGCCCCAAGGCUUAG
Lasiosphaeria miniovina is the source of this 2424-nucleotide messenger RNA. RefSeq lists its product as uncharacterized. The transcript has 9 exons. Gene Ontology annotation, molecular function: flavin adenine dinucleotide binding; oxidoreductase activity, acting on CH-OH group of donors. The coding region runs from base 1 to 2424 and encodes 807 amino acids. NCBI's taxonomy places the organism in Eukaryota, Fungi, Ascomycota, Sordariomycetes, Sordariales, Lasiosphaeriaceae. The record is from RefSeq and is a predicted model, not a curated record.